Molecule: messenger RNA, 561 nt
Organism: Rotaria socialis
Lineage: Eukaryota; Metazoa; Rotifera; Eurotatoria; Philodinida; Philodinidae
Source: the annotation of a GenBank genome assembly
AUGAUUCCACCCGUCAUUUUUCGCUGCAUGUUACAAUUAGAAUACAUUAAAGUUAAUGCAUUCUGUCUCAAUAGAAUGGGCUCUGAAGCUACACAAUUAUAUAGAAAAAUACUGAAUAACCUUCGUAAUGAAAUUUCACAUAUUUGUGUUUUAAAUGCAUGUUCCCAUUCGGGUCUUCUACAAGAAGCUUGGAGUAUUUUUAAUGAUAUUCCUUUCAAGACAGAAAGAAUAUUUACUAUGAUGGUUGAUUGUUUAAGUCGUUUAUUUCUAUUUGAUGAAACACAAAAUUUGAUUAGUGAAUAUGAAAAAACAAAUAAAACACGUGUAAUCAUGUAUACAUCGUUAUUAUCCGGUGUACGUAAUAAUCGAAAUCGUUAUUUAUCUGAGAAGAUAUUUAAUCGAAUGAAAUCUUUAUUUCCUGAUCAAAAACAAGAUCUUGUAGCAGGAGUAAUUCUUCUUUCAAAUAUUUAUUCGUCGGUGCGAGAACAUGAACUAGCAACAACUUUUCGAUAUAAUCAAAUAAAAUAUUUAGGAAAACAUGUCAAACUUGGAUUAUCAUGA